This is a messenger RNA of Mytilus californianus (California mussel), 2084 nucleotides long. Its product is annotated as E3 ubiquitin-protein ligase TRIM71-like. NCBI's taxonomy places the organism in Eukaryota, Metazoa, Mollusca, Bivalvia, Mytilida, Mytilidae. The coding region runs from base 106 to 1776 and encodes 556 amino acids. Gene Ontology annotation, molecular function: zinc ion binding. The transcript is spliced from 2 exons. The record is from RefSeq and is a predicted model, not a curated record.
CACGUGAUACAUGGGAGAUUACGGGUGAUACCACCCUAGAUAUGAUCAUAAGUAAACACACACAGGCGUUGGCUACAUAUCGUUUAUCAUUUAACAGGUUGGGUCAUGACCACCGUUAUACAUUGUGGACCAUGUUUGUACGAUGAAACCCAUCAGAAUGCUAAAAAAUGGUGUACCAGUUGUGAAGAGGGUUUAUGUGAAGAGUGUGAGAAAAAUCACAGGAAAACCAAAACGACAAGGGACCAUAAACUUAUCUCGACUGACGAUUAUCGGAAGAUAAAAGACGUUCCAAUCUCUCUCACCUGCAGCCUCCAUGACAAGAAACUAGAGUGGUUUUGUAAAUUUCACGACAAAACUCUUUGUGUGAUAUGUUUGCCGACUGAACACGGAUCUUGUUCCGAUGUCAUACCAAUAGAUGUUGCUGCUACAAAUGCAAGACAAUCCACCGCUUUAUCCGACUUACAGGAGGCAAUCGAAAUAGCAUUGCUUAAUAUAAAACUUUGCAUCAAUAAUAGAAAUACUGCCAGGGAGGAUAUUGAAAAGCAAGAGAAAGAUAUAAGAAGAAUUAUCCGAGAUACGAGAACAAAAAUAAAUGAUCAUUUAGACAAGAUGGAAGAAAAAUUAAAUCAAACAUUGGUAUUAGCAUCAAAAACAUGCAAAUCGAAAUGUAAUAAGUUUCUACAACAGUUUCAUUCACACGAGGAAACGUUUAUCAAAUUAAAAGAUCAAGUAUUGCAGAUGAAAGAGUUUGCCUCCGAUCUACAAGUAUUUCUUGGAACACGUCAAAUUGACAAAUUGGGUAUGAGUGAAAUAGAAUCAUGUAAAACUGCAACUGUUUAUAUCCACGAUUACAAAUUCAACCUGGUUCUUAACAGUGAUAUUCAGAAAUUAUCAAAUGGCGUAGUCAAAGAGUUUGGAGAAAUUCAAGUCGCUGAACAUGCCUCGAAUUUAUACAUAAAAGAGGUAAAAAUAGAGCAGGCUCAAAUACAGCAAAAGGUUCAACCCUCGGGUAAUGUCGCUGACAUAAACCUCCAACUAAUAAGAAAGGUCGAUAUCAAAAGAGGACAUGAUUUGUCGAUUUCAGGUUGUGCGAUAUUGCCUAACGGGCAUCUAUUGUUUGCCACCUUCCAAAAAAACAGAAACAUAUUGGAAUACAACGAAGAAGGUAACUACAUUGGCAGUAUUCAAGUUUCUGCUGAUCCGUAUGAUAUCACAGUGCUAGAUUUGGAUCGCAUUGCAAUCUCAUACGGAGGUAACGGAUUCUUUGAAAUAUUUAACUAUCGCAAUAAUAGGGUUGAAAAAAAGAUAGAGACAGGAGGCCAUUGUGGGGGAUUGAGUCAGUCAAAUGGUAAAAUUUACGUAAAACUUGAUCAAGUUGCCGUUUUUGACAUUACGGGAGAGAAACUAUGUGAUAUGGCUUCAGAAGGCAGACUUUAUAUAUCUGCAUCUAAAAACUAUCUAUUCUGUUCAAGUUAUUCAAAUUCCAAUGUAUUUUGUUAUGAUAUGAAUGGACAAGAAGUAUGGAAGUUUCAGGAUGAUUCUUUGGGGUUUCCGUACGGCGUAGCAAAUGAUUGUUGGGGUAACGUUUUCGUUGUUGGUGGUACAUCUAAAAACCUGAUACUUAUACAACAUGACGGGAAAGCAUAUAAAAAACUGUUUAAUUUUGAUAGGUAUUCAACUCCGCGUGUGGUAUGCUAUGAUAAGGACAAAAAUUCCCUCCUGAUCUGUGAUCAAUACGGUGAUCAUUGUGCCUUGUAUAAAGUAUUGUACAAUUAACUAACCAUUUUCAAACUACAAAUGGUACAGCAAAAUGUCCUCUUUGAAAUGAUACCAUAAUUAUCAUUAGGCUUCUGAUUAAAUGUUUAUAACUAUCCACCAAAUUAAGUUAUGUGAAUGUAAGCAACUGAUUAUGUAUUUUCAUUUUCAUUUAUAAAAUGAAACUUUAUGAUUCGUUGAAGCAAAUUAUUUGAAAGCUGGAAUUUGAUCGACUGUCAUACUUAUUACCGUGUAUUUCGUAUGAAAACCAUAGAGGCACAUUAUAUUUACUUCGAAUUAGUUGAGUUGCAUUAAAGCCUUAAGGGUUA